Molecule: messenger RNA, 649 nt
Organism: Notechis scutatus (mainland tiger snake)
Lineage: Eukaryota; Metazoa; Chordata; Lepidosauria; Squamata; Elapidae
Source: RefSeq, a predicted model, not a curated record
GAAUCCAGAGUUUUGGAGAGCUGUACUUGGCUUACAUCAUCUUUAUCAUCAUCAGUAUUACACUAGAGAGAGACAAGUCAAAGCAAUUAUAAUUCAUUCUCAUUUCAAGAAGGAAACGUAUGAAAAUGAUAUUGCAUUAUUCAAAUUACAAAAACCUAUCACAUUUAAUGAUUAUAUCCAACCUAUCUGCUUACUUCCAAGUCCUCUUUUUCUAGGUAAUGAUACUCUAUGUUAUAUAACAGGAUGGGGAAGUGCACAUGAGAAAGGUGGGAAAAAAAAAAUAUUACAAGAAGCACAGGUUGAUAUUAUUCCACAAAAUAUCUGUAACAGAUAUGAUUGGUAUGGUGGAGUUGUAACAACGAAUAUGUUUUGUGCUGGCUCUGAAAGUGGAGCUGUGGAUAGCUGUCAGGGCGACAGUGGCGGACCAUUGAUGUGUUAUAUCCGAGAUGUCACACAAUAUUAUCUGGUAGGAAUAACCAGCUUUGGCCGUGGUUGUGGCCGACCACAAAAUCCUGGGAUCUAUGUACGUCUAGUUAAUUACAGUAAUUGGUUGAAAAGUCUUUUACAAAGCAGAACUACUACUAUGAACAUUCAUAAUGUUUUAAUAUUGUUGAUAAUAAGGUGGAUAACAUUCCAUAUUUCUCUAUGA